Messenger RNA from Fusarium pseudograminearum CS3096, 1410 nucleotides. RefSeq lists its product as uncharacterized. Gene Ontology annotation, biological process: aromatic amino acid biosynthetic process. Gene Ontology annotation, molecular function: 3-deoxy-7-phosphoheptulonate synthase activity. The transcript has a single exon. Bases 1 to 1410 code for a protein of 469 amino acids. NCBI's taxonomy places the organism in Eukaryota, Fungi, Ascomycota, Sordariomycetes, Hypocreales, Nectriaceae. The record is from RefSeq and is a predicted model, not a curated record.
AUGGCUUCAUCCUCCUCCGCCGCCUGGGAUCCCUCCUCUUGGCGCUCAAAGCCCAUGAAGCAAUCGCCCAACUACCCAGACCCAGAGCCUCUCGCCAAAGCAGUUCAGGAACUCUCUGACCUUCCUCCUCUGGUGCAUCCCAAUGAAAUCAUUGCUCUGAAGGCUCAUCUCCGCGAUGUCGCACAAGGCAACGCUUUUCUUCUCCAGGGCGGCGACUGCGCAGAGCUCUUUGACUACUGCCGCCAGGGCCCUAUCGAGAGCAAGAUCAAGCUGCUAUUGCAAAUGAGUGUCGUUCUCAUCUGGGGAACCAACAAGCGAGUUGUGCGCAUUGGUCGAAUGGCUGGACAGUAUGCGAAGCCACGAUCAAGCCCUACUGAGAUGGUCGAUGGAAAGGAAGUUCCCAGUUUCAAGGGCGACAUCAUCAACGGCUUCCGUCUCGAGGAUCGUGAGAUUGACCCCAACCGCCUUGUUAAAGCCUACCACCACUCUGCUGCAACCCUGAACUACAUCCGUGCCGCUCUCGCCUCGGGUAUCGCUGAUCUCCAUCGGCCGCUUGACUGGGGCCUUGGCCAUGUGCGGGACCCGGAGCUCAAGGAGAAGUACUCAGCUAUUGCUUCGAGCAUUCAGCAGACACUGCGCUUCCUCCAGGUCAUUAACGCUCGACCUGGUGAGCUCGACUCUGUUGAGCUCUUCACUAGUCAUGAGGGUCUUUUGCUUGAUUAUGAGCAGCCUCUGACUCGUCUGCUUGACAAGCCUACGGCCCGGACUGUGAGCCCCACGCCUCCGGGUAGCGACGGCGAGAAGAAGGAAUACUACGACACUUCUGCUCACUUCAUCUGGAUUGGCGAUCGCACACGCCAGAUUGACCAUGCCCACGUCGAGUUCUUCCGUGGCAUUGCCAACCCCAUUGGCAUAAAGGUUGGUCCUACAACGCCGGCCUCAGACCUCCUCUCUCUUCUCCGCACCCUAAACCCAUCUUGCGAGCCCGGCAAGAUCACCCUCAUCACACGCUACGGCGCCGCCAAAGUGGGCGAUCUCCUACCCACGCACAUCCGUGCUGUAGAAGACUCAGAGUACCGUCGCACUGUUGUCUGGCAAUGCGACCCUAUGCACGGCAACACGCUGUCCACACCCACAGGCAUCAAGACACGUCGUUUCGGCGACAUCUACCGUGAGCUUCAAGAGACACUGCGCAUCCAUAAGGAGCAGGGCAGCAAUCUUGGCGGUAUGCACCUUGAGCUCACUGGUGAUGCUGUUACAGAGUGCUUGGGUGGUAGCGAGGACUUGGGCGAGGAUGAUUUGUCGACAAACUACACUAGUUUCUGCGACCCGAGACUCAACGAGAAGCAGGCUCUUGAGCUGGCAUUCUUGGUGGCUGAUCACUUCUCGAGAGAAGAAAAGGCGGUAUGA